CAGGACGAACCUCGCGAAACGCCGUCCAUUCGUUCGACGCACUUACUCGCCGUCUCGCCAUUCGCCGUUCGGUUCGGUAUAACUUUAUUCGCGAGUUAGCGAUCGCGUUCAGUUUUCGUUAAGCCGUCCGACCGAGACGAACCAUUUGGAUCACUUGUUCCUCCGAUCAGCUCUCACUCAAUCGAGAAGAAGAAGAGCUCAGUUAUAUAUCUAUCUUGUGGUUUAGGCAAACCGGAUAACGCAAAAAAUCACCAUUCGCAAAAAAAAAGUGUUCUGUAUUCUGCACGCAUAUAUGGGUGAAGGUGAUCAAGUUCGGCAGAGUUCUGUAUGAUCGAGUAUCCGUACUUAUGAAUGCAGACUGGAGUUAUUUGCAAAACUGCUUGAUCCGGCGAUGCUUCGAGCAGAACAUUUCGUUUGACAUUGAUUGUUGGUGACUGUGAAGAUCGUUUGAGUGUAAAAAAGUGAUUCGUGAUAAUUUCGAUCAACUACCGCAGAGAUUGCUGACGUUGCAAAAACCAAAAACUGGUAAAAAACGAUCAACGGCGGACACAAAGCAGAACCUCAAGAGUGUUGUGAAAGUUGAAGUAAUUUCGCGCGUUUGUUAUUUAGUUUUGUGUGCUGGUCGUUUUUUGGUUUUGCGUUAUUUAUUUACAAUUGCUGCCGGUCAGCCACAGUCAGUGCACUUGUAUCGUGUGUUGUCAGCUGACGUAUUGAAAGUUUUAAAAAAAUCUAUAAUUAGUCCAACAACGUCCCCGAUUAACUAACCAACCCCGAAAGCGAAGGCAGUACAUCGAAUAAAUGGUAGCGAUGGCAAACCCGGCAGACAAUCCGGAGCCCCCGACGAUAACGACGACCACGGCCCAGGACGACAAACUGUCUGCCAAACCGCUUAAAUCCAGCACCGAGAGUCUCAACUCGGACAGCAAUGGAAACCCACUGACCCGUAAGGCGGCCAUCAUGCAGGUCACGAUGGCCAUCGUCGCCAACAUCACCAUCAUCUCGUCCGGAAUGGGGCUGGGAUUCCCUUCGAUUGCCAUGAUCGAACUCACUAACUCGACCAGCUCCGUCAUGUUGACCGAGAAUCAGGCCUCCUGGUUCGCAUCGGUGACAUCGAUUCUGUGUCCGUUCGGUGGACUACUGGCCGGUUUCCUACUGGACAAAAUCGGUCGGAAAAAGACACUGUAUUUCAUCAACGUGAUCUCCGUGGUCUCGUGGGGCAUCAUGGCCUUUGCCAGCAAAACGGACGAAAUGCUACUGUUUGUAGAGCUGAUGGUUGCCCGAGUGAUUAUAGGUCUCGCGAUUGGGCUUUCGAGUUCGCCCGCUUCGGUGUAUGCUGCGGAGAUAUCGCACCCUAAUCUCCGAGGUCGACUAACGCUGCUGACAGCGCUCUGCACCGGCAUCGGAAUGCUGGCGGUUUACACGUUGGGAUAUCUGUUUAAGGACGACUGGCGCUUCGUUUGCAUCCUGUGCGGAAUCUUCACGCUCAUCUCGCUCGUGUCGGUGUACCCGAUCCCAGAGUCACCCAGCUGGCUGGUGUCCAAGAACAAGCUUCCCAAGGCGGAAAAAUGUCUGAAAAAGGUUCGCGCCAUCAAGGAAAACAACCAUCCCAAAAUCCACGAAGAGCUAGACAACCUGGCCGACAACAUUGCCCGUUUCCGCGCCAACCAAACGAGCAGCUCCAAGCUUAUCAUGCUUCGCAAGCCGGAAGUCUACAAGCCUCUGUCGAUUAUGUGCACAUUCUUCUUCUUCCAACAGUUCACCGGAAUCUUCGUCAUCAUCGUGUAUGCCGCACGCUUUUCUAUUGAGGCUGGCGUCAGCAUCGACCCCUUCCUGAGUGCAGUCUUCGUGGGUCUCACCCGUGUUGUGACGACUAUCUUGAUGAGCUACAUUUCAGACAGCUUCGGCAGACGUCCACCGGCACUGUUCUCCGGAUUCGGAAUGGCUACUUGCAUGUUCGGACUGGCCGCCUGUACCGUCUAUCCGGUCAAGGGUACUGAGUUGCAAUGGGUCCCAACAUUCCUGCUGGUGGCAUUUAUCUUCUGUGCUACCCUGGGCUUCCUAACGCUGCCAUUCGCCAUGAUUGCCGAGAUGUUCCCAACGAAAGCACGUGGCUUCCUUGCCGGAUUGACCAUCUUUGCCGGCUACACCAUGUCGUUCAUCAUCAUCAAGGUUUACCCGGCCAUGGUGCACGCCAUGGGCAACGAGUACGUGUUCCUAUUUUUCGGUAUCGUAUCGGUCAUCGGCAUUGGGUUUGUGUACAUGUUCCUACCGGAAACGAAGGGCCGGACCUUGGAGGAAAUUGAAAAUUACUUCCGGGGACAGGUGGACGCUGGGGAGGUCGAACUUAAGCAGAACCAUGAUUCUAAGGUUUGAAAACCAUACAAAGGGCACCUUCCAAGCCGGCAUCCUAUCAAUGCCAUUAUAAGUAAGAACUGUGAUAUGAAGUAACACUUACAAUGUAAGCGAAUAACUACAAUUAGAAAACCCGAAUGUCAGUAAUCUUAGGAACAUAAUUCGCAGAGCGCUAGGAAACUUUGUGUAAAACAAAUUGACAUGUGUUAGCCAGGAUUAAAAAUCGUAAACCAGUAGAAAUUUUAGUGAUUUGAUAGAAAAACACAUUGUAGGUAUCGAACAACUUGUUGCACACCCAGACAUGUAUUUACAACAAAUCCACAGAUCUAUCUAUAUGUUUAGGUAAAAUAGAACAAUAGAACAUGUUUUUGCAGGAAAAUCCACAAGAAAUAAGUACACUGCCAUAAUACAGCUCAGGUGGCAAAGAUACUUACCAUCAUGAUCAUUGAUUGUGUUACAGACAUAUGUUAUAGUGCUAUUUUAGAAUCCAGUUAAUAUUAUGGCCCGUACUAUUUCAAAAAAUGCACGUCAGGUGCGCGGUGCAUGCAGGUAUCUUACGCUUAGUGUACGAAAUAAAAGACAAAUGAAACAAUUUACAA
Messenger RNA from Aedes aegypti (yellow fever mosquito), 2951 nucleotides. RefSeq names its product facilitated trehalose transporter Tret1. Gene Ontology annotation, cellular component: membrane. Lineage: Eukaryota; Metazoa; Arthropoda; Insecta; Diptera; Culicidae. Gene Ontology annotation, molecular function: transmembrane transporter activity. Gene Ontology annotation, biological process: transmembrane transport. The transcript is spliced from 6 exons. The record is from RefSeq and is a predicted model, not a curated record. The coding region runs from base 799 to 2373 and encodes 524 amino acids.